CAGUGACAAAACAAAUACUUUUCUAGGGAUUCAACCUUAAUUUUUUCUCCUUUUAUAGAUAGUCGAAAUAUGGAAAAAGAGAUUGGAGACUUUAUGAUCAUACGAAGUGCCGUUUAUAUGAACUGUGAUCAAAGCCGUGACGUUCUCUCCAAUACAAAAUCAAUAUUUUAGUAUAUUAGUUAAUCAUUAUAUAAUAUUGUUACUAACCAAUCUUCUUAAAAAUUAAGUUAAUAACUAAGCUAUAAUACGAAUUAAAAGAAUGUUUCGUUGGACUUCGAUGGUUUGCAUGGGGAUAUGAGCCCUACGUUGCGAGCUGUAUAAAGAAGAGUAUGAUCUGAACAGAAGUUAACCAAACAAAUCCAGAGUUCAUUUUUAAAGAAAUCUUUUUUCCUUCUUCGUUAUUCUUUUUGAAGAAGUGAAUCUGGACGAAGAAUUAAGACCGUCAAUUUUGGAACUUGAAACCAUCAAAUUCAUCAAAAAAUAUAUUCAAAGAUCUUUUUUUUUUUGCAUUCCUACUUGUAUUUAAGCUUCUUGAUUCAUCAAAAAAAUAUAUUCAAAGAUCUUAUUAUUGCAUCCCUACUUGUAUUUAAGCUUCUUGAUUCACCAAGAACCUUAGUUAUAUUUUCCACCUGUUUCCUACUAUACCUUAUUCGGGGUGGUGACUACUAAAACAUGAAGCUCUUUGGAUGGAUGCAGAACAAGCUACAUGGGAAACAAGGGAACACUCAUAGACCAAGCACAUCCUCUGCUUCUUCUCAUCAACCACGAGAGGAGUUCAGCGACUGGCCUCAUGGAUUACUUGCGAUUGGAACGUUCGGUAGUGUGACUAAAGAGCAAAUACCAAUAGAGACUGUUCAAGAAGAGAAGCCCUCUAACUUGCACGUGGAAGGUCAAGCGCAAGAUAGAGAUCAAGAUCUUUCCUCCUCCGGUGAUUUAGAAGAUUUCACUCCAGAGGAAGUUGGGAAACUGCAAAAGGAGCUGACGAAGCUCUUGACAAGAAAGAACAAGAAGAGACAGUCUGAUGUGAACAGAGAACUUGCGAAUCUUCCUCUGGAUAGAUUCUUGAAUUGUCCUUCGAGUCUUGAAGUCGAUAGACGAAUCAGCAACGCUCUUUCUGGUGGUUGUGGAGAUUGUGAUGAGAACGAAGAAGACAUUGAGCGUACAAUCAGUGUUAUCUUGGGAAGAUGCAAAGCCAUUUCUACAGAGAGUAACAGUAAGAAGAAGAAGACUAAGAAAGAUUUGAGCAAAACCUCUGUCUCUUAUCUCCUCAAGAAGAUGUUUGUCUGUACAGAAGGGUUCUCUCCUCUUCCUAAACCUAGCGUGAGAGACACGUUUCAAGAAUCAAGAAUGGAAAAGUUACUGAGGGUGAUGCUACUCAAGAAGAUUAAUGCUCAAGCUCCCUCGAAGGAAACACCAACGAAUAGAUACGUGCAAGACAAGCAACAGCUUUCAUUAAAGAAUGAGGAAGAAGAAGGAAGUAGUAGUAGCGAUGGGUGUAAAUGGGUCAAAACAGAUUCUGAUUUCAUUGUUCUUGAGAUCUGAUCCUAAGUUCUCCUUUUUUCAUGUCCUUACAAGAAAGUACACAGAUAGAGGAUCUUCAUUCAUAUCAAGACACGGAAAAUUCAAAAAGAAGUGAUUCAAUCAAUUUUUCUUUUUCCUUCUGAUGAAAGUUUUUGGGUAUCUGUAGAUCCCAUGAGUUUCUCUUUUUUGCAUGUUUGAGUCCAUAAAACCAAACACGUUCUGGAAACUAAAACAUUGGAAUACAGUAAUUUAAACAUUUAUACGAGUACAUACAUGUGUGUAUAUAAGGAGAUAAUUAUAUAUAUACAUACAUGUAUGUAGUUGUGUAUUUUUCAGGUGGAUAACCUUAGUUUUAUAUAAAGACUUCCUCACUCUUUUUUUUUCUUUA
This is a messenger RNA of Brassica rapa (field mustard), 1909 nucleotides long. RefSeq lists its product as uncharacterized. Gene Ontology annotation, biological process: gravitropism; regulation of growth. NCBI's taxonomy places the organism in Eukaryota, Viridiplantae, Streptophyta, Magnoliopsida, Brassicales, Brassicaceae. The record is from RefSeq and is a predicted model, not a curated record.